Molecule: messenger RNA, 390 nt
Organism: Striga hermonthica
Lineage: Eukaryota; Viridiplantae; Streptophyta; Magnoliopsida; Lamiales; Orobanchaceae
Source: the annotation of a GenBank genome assembly
UGCGUACGGAGGAGGAAACACCCAUUACCCUGCCUGGGGUAAAAAUCCCAUUAUUAACACAAGAAGGACCUAGUAAUGUGAAGGGAGCAAGUAUGGGAUUCGACGGGCGAGAAUCGACAGAAACAUCCCCGAGUCUUGGGAGGCAGGCAGGAGAGGUGACGAACCAGGGGGUGAGACUACCACCCCAGGUUGAGGAACAGACACUGACAAUGACGAGGAGCGAAUUGCAAAAGAUGAUCGCGGAAGCAGUGACAAUUCAACUCAAACAGACCCAUGUCGAGCAACCUAGGGUCGAGCAACUUAGGGUCGAGCAACCUAGGGUCGAACAGCCUCAAAUAGAGCAGCCACACGUUGAACGUGAGCAGCAAGCCCAGUCGAAUGAACGACACA